CAGAUAUGGGAUGUUCUCAGUCCAGAUAAACCCUUAUCCCACAGAAUUUCUUUGGAUUGGCAACAGAUUGGGUUUCAAGGACAAGAUCCAGCAACCGAUUUUCGUGGAAUGGGUGUUUUAGCUUUAGACGAUCUUUACUUUCUCUGUAAAAACCGCCCAAAACUUGCAAGAAAAUUGCUCAUUACAUCUCAGUCAGAUCUAUCAUGGUUUCCUUUUGCAGUUGCUGGAAUUAAUAUCACGUCAUAUACACUUCGAAUGGUGCGAACACGACUGUUGCAGAAUACGUUUUACCAUCACGGUAUUAACGAGGACACAUAUCACGAAGUGUUUUGCUAUAUUUUCGAAGAGUUUGAAAAGUUUUGGGUCAAUCAAAAAGAACUCCCAACAGUGCUUCAGUUCAAUGCCAUUAUGAAAGAGUACCAAAUUAAGGUGGAAAGGGAGUUGUUUCAAGGAAAGGUUUUGGUUCUUGAUCCCGAGAACCCUGAUCUAGACAAAGUUGAAAAAUAG
Batrachochytrium dendrobatidis JAM81 is the source of this 507-nucleotide messenger RNA. RefSeq lists its product as uncharacterized. Lineage: Eukaryota; Fungi; Chytridiomycota; Chytridiomycetes; Rhizophydiales. Gene Ontology annotation, molecular function: GTPase activator activity. The record is from RefSeq and is a predicted model, not a curated record. The transcript has 2 exons. The annotation marks the transcript as partial.